This is a messenger RNA of Aureobasidium musti, 1050 nucleotides long. NCBI's taxonomy places the organism in Eukaryota, Fungi, Ascomycota, Dothideomycetes, Dothideales, Saccotheciaceae. The record is from the annotation of a GenBank genome assembly.
AUGGCAAGCAUUCUGAAACAAGCUCCUUUUUCGCCAGUCGUCACCGGUGCCGCCCUGCUGGUCCUGCUCAAAGGUCCAGAGUCCAUACAACGACCAGUCUACGAGUACCUACACCAAAUCCUGAAGCCUCACAACAUCGAGCGUCUGAUCACUACCCUGAAAUGGCUGUUUGCUUGUGGCUUGAUCAAGAAUGUCAACGAAGCAUUCAACCAGUUUGCUCGCAACAACUUCUCCCUUCGCUCCAGCAAGGCAGACUGGGACUGGAACAAUGAGAUUGCUGUUGUCACUGGAAGUUCCUCAGGCUUUGGAGCUCUGUUCUCUAAGGAUCUCUCAGACAAGGGCAUUCAUGUCGUAGCCAUCGAUGUCAACCCUCUGCCCAAACACCUGGAAAACAACCCCAAGAUCACCUUCUUCAAGUGCGAUGUCACCGACGUCGAGGCCGUCAAUGCCGUCGCCGAAGAAACAAAGUCAAAAAUUGGUCAUCCAUCCAUCUUGAUCAACAACGCAGGCAUCGGUGGCCAAAGAACGAUCCUCAAAACCACUCCUGCGCAGCUUCAAAAACUUAUGGGUGUAAACAUCAUAUCGCACUACUACACCGUACAAGCCUUCCUUCCGGAUAUGCUCGCCAAGAGAAAGGGACAUAUCGUUUCCAUAGCCAGCAUGGCUUCCUUCUUCACCACUCCCGGCAUAACAGAUUACUCGUGCUCCAAAGCCGCCGUUCUAGCCUUCAACGAAGGUCUCAGCACCGAAUUGCGCACCAUCCACCGCUGCCCGGAGAUAAAAACCACAGUCGUGCAUCCCUUCUUCGCAGACACUCCCAUCAUCGCAGCAGGAAAAGCCGAACUCCAAAAAGCUGGUGCUAAGAUUUUGGAUCCACAAGAUGUUAGUGAUGCAGUGGUGGAUCAGAUUUUGAAUGCAAGGAGUGGUCAGAUUCUGUUGAGUAAUGGCUUUGGACCUGCCUUGAGGGCCUUCAGAGGUCUGCCUUGGUGGUUGCAGGAGGGUCUCAAGAGACUGACUGAGAGUGAUUUGUCGCGUUACGACAAGAAGUAA